UGAAAAUGCUUAAAAAUUCAUAAGGAGUUUGACAAAUUAGAUUAAGUGGAAGUGAAAUGGAUAUGCAUUGUGAAGAAAUAGGAAAGUUUUAUUACCAAAUUAAAAGAGAGUUCGAGCAGCAAAGCAGUAAGCGUGAGGGGUGAACAGUCUAAGAAAAGCUAAAAGAGUGGCAUACGUGCGGAGCAGCAUUAACUGAAUCGGAAUUGAAUUGAAAAGUUUUAAUGUGUGCUUGUUUUGUCUUCACCAACAUUUGGAUUUCAUACUCGGAAAAGUUGAAAGCACAAUAAAGAACUGCAAAAAGACUUUGAGUGUAAAUUCAGAAACAGCAGAGAAUUGAAAAGAGAAUUGCAACGACAACAACAUCAACCACUAACCGCACUUAAGCAGGUAAAUAAUAAAAGUAAUUAAACAAAAAACCUAAAUUGAAAAUAUCAACUAUAUGGGAUUGAAACAACAACAAUAACUUUUGAAAAUAAACGAAGCUCAAUAGACUGAAAUAGAGUCCAAAUAUUUUACCGUAAUGCAAUGCAAUUAAUUAAACAUAUCAUUAAAAAUAUAUUCAACACGAAAAGAUAAAGCUAAAUGAAAACACCACUUAACAUAAAUAUAAUAGCAGUUUACCCUUUUAGUGCAAUAAAUAGCUUAAAUAUAGAGGAUAAUUCAAAUAUCUAACAUAACAUACGAAAUUCAUAUUCACAUUUAACGAAACUUCACCAAAACUAUUGGGAUAAAGAAAUUCGAAUACAAUUCGACGAAGCAAAUAGAUAAUAAUACUUGUACAAUUCAAGCUUAUAAAAUUACUGAAUAUUAGAAUUAUGAAAUUUUCGUAAUAAACACUCAAACACUACAAUUUAUUGCAUUUAAAUAAAUACAAACAACAAUAAAAGCAAUCCAACCAAGAAAUUCCAGCAAAAUAUUUGGAAACAAUGAAAUGUGCGCGAAUAUAAACAAGCAGAAAUAAAUUAGAAAAACAAAAACAACGACACGAAACACGUUUUUAAAACUUUGGCUCCAAUUGAAUUCGCUCAACCAAACACAAAAUACUAAAAAAAAGAAAACUAUAAAAUGGAAAAUUGUUGAAUGGAGGUGUACAAUUGAGUUUUAACUGAAUCGAAAAUACGACAGGAUUUGAUAAACAAACAUGGCUUAUAAACACAACAAACGGAAGAGUUUGGCAUUGCAGCUGAAAACAACAAUAACAAGUGGAGUAACGGUCACAACCGUUAAAUCAUUAACACCAAUAACAAAUUGAAGGAAAAUUAAAUUCUCGUGUAAAGAUAAUAAAAAUAACAAAGGUAAAAUAAAUGAAAAAUUAGCAUAGCUAGUUGCUGAAAAAAUCGCAAAAUAUUAAAAAAAGUAUUGACUUCACCAUUCUUAACAAAAAAAACAGUAAAAUGUGCAGUUCGGUUUACGCGUGUGUCGAUAUGAACCAACUAAAAUCAGAAUAGAACAAGUGUGAAGUACAAAAUAAGCUCAUUAGCAGAGCUACUAUAAAAACAACAGCGAAAACAAUAAACUUAGUGCGCUUAGAAGUGUUGGCAUAUGAGCUUUAGAGCGCUUCAGAACAUAUCCAUACGCAUGAGGAGAAUCUCUUAUUUGUGCGGCUUUUAAAUACACAAAUUGCGGAAAUUUAUUCAUUUGCAUUAAGAGAUCAAUUGCAACAAUGGCGAGCUGAAUUGAAUUUAUAGGCAAUUCCCUCAUAUUUGAAGUUCGGUUGAAGCAUCCGCAUGCAAACAUGGAUUGGACUCGGUGGCAAUAUACAUUUUUAUGGUGCAUUUGCAAUCCUGGGAGCAUAAUGUGGCUACCCAUUUGAUUCGCUAAUUAUUAGACAUACUGCACGGAUGUGCAGUGCAUGAUUCAACGAAUCAAUCGUAUAAUAGUCAGUCGGUAAAGAAAUGUUCAAUCAGUCAGUGUGUGCAAAUAAAAGCUGUCAGAGAAAGAGUAAUAAAUGUGUUCACAUUCCACAUAUUAUAAUAAAGCAUUCUCAUCUAUAUACACACUUACGUAUAUAUAUAUGUACUCGUAGCUUACAGUCGUGCGAAAUCGUCAUUAUCACCACAUAAUCGAAAAAGUGCACCAAACAUAUAUGUACAUAUGAACAUACAUAGACGAAGUGUGCAGCUAUACAGUAGCCUCAGAAGAUUAUAAGAUCACAUUCGAAGAGCACAUCAAAGUACGGACAUCCAACAUAGCCAACGACACUGUGUUCGUCGAUUUUGAAUACACGAAAUAAGCGAAUAGCCCGUAUGAUCACAUGAAAAUCUCCAUUAAAAUCGCAUCGUGUUUAAGCAUAAAUAAAUUCGAACAAUACUCAUACUGUAGCAAUAAUUUACACCGUUCUUCCCUAUAACUUUUUUAUACGAAUCGUUACUUACAUUUAAUUAAAAUUAAAAUAGUGAAUUACAGUUAAAAUUAAAAUAAAAAGCACAUCGCUCAGUUUUUAAACGCAUUUAUUUAUAAAUACUCACAAAAUUACACUUAAGGAAUAAAAUAAGCAACUGAAAAUGACAUUUGAAAAUCACCGUUUUAUUAACCAGUUAUCAACGAAUUAAACUAAUACAUAGCAAGAAACUAAAGUAGAUGAACUCCGAAAGCAAACUCGAAAUGAUCAUCAGAAUAGACCAAACCAUUAACUGUUGUACAAAGUAAAAUUUGCAACAACGGCAUCAACACGCACAUUUCGUUUUCGGGGGACGGCAUUGACGGCAAUAGUGUUGCUGGAAAAAGUAGCGCAAACACGGACGAAGCGGAAGCAGCAGGACAAACCGGCCAGAGCCAGCGAGUGUGAGUUGCCAAGGAUCUAUAGGUGUGUUCAUAAAAGGAGGAGGAUCAGUCGCAGUUGUAGACUUAGAGAACGUAUACGAAGGAAAGUAAACGGUUUUCUAGCGCGGAGAGGAGACAUAGCAAGAGAGCAGUAAAGGACCAGCACCUGGACGAAUAACGAGUGACAAAACAAACAAGUUCCAUAGUGAGCCAUAGAAAAAACACAUAUUAUCACGUAAACUCAAGCCACAUAUAGUUGCCGAUACAGUCAAGCAAUAUAUCAGUCGGGCGCAGCGCACAAGUAAGGGUUCUAGAGAACAGCAGCCUAACAUGGAGUUUUUACGUGGUGUUUAUGCGUUCAUGCAAGUGAGUAGAUCAUCGGUGUCUCAUGUCAAAAUCGAUUCACCUGUUUUUCGCCUACACACAAAUGCAACUGUUAUUUUAUUAAUAACAUUCUCGAUCGCUGUUACGACGCGGCAGUACGUAGGAAAUCCCAUAGACUGUGUACAUACCAGAGACAUUCCCGAAGAUGUCCUCAAUACAUAUUGUUGGAUACACUCGACAUAUACAGUGGUGGACGCAUUCAUGAAAAAACAAGGUUCCGAGGUGCCUUUUCCUGGGGUUCAUAAUUCGCAGGGACGUGGUCCUCUCACAAUAAAGCAUACGAAAUAUUAUCAAUGGGUAGCGUUUACGCUAUUUUUUCAGGCGAUUUUAUUUUAUACACCGAGAUGGCUGUGGAAAUCUUGGGAAGGUGGCAAAAUUCAUGCACUUAUCAUGGACUUAGAUAUAGGAAUUUGUUCCGAAGCCGAGAAAAAACAAAAAAAGAAAUUACUAUUAGAUUACUUAUGGGAAAAUCUAAGGUAUCACAACUGGUGGGCUUACAGAUACUACGUGUGCGAAUUAUUGGCACUCAUAAAUGUGAUAGGUCAAAUGUUUCUUAUGAAUCGAUUUUUCGAUGGCGAAUUUUUGCAAUUUGGCUGGAAGGUUAUAAAAUAUAUGGAAGACGAUCAAGAAGAUCGAAUGGAUCCCAUGAUCUACAUAUUCCCAAGAAUGACCAAAUGUACAUUUUUUAAAUACGGUUCAAGCGGGGAGGUGGAGAAACACGACGCCAUUUGCAUACUGCCAUUAAAUGUUGUUAAUGAGAAAAUAUACAUUUUCCUUUGGUUUUGGUUCAUACUUUUAACGUUUCUAACACUGUUAACGUUAAUAUACAGGGUGGUUAUUAUCUUUUCACCACGCAUGAGGGUGUACUUGUUUCGUAUGCGAUUUAGGUUAGUGCGUCGAGACGCAAUUGAAAUAAUCGUUCGUCGGUCGAAAAUGGGCGAUUGGUUUUUAUUAUAUUUAUUAGGUGAAAAUAUAGAUACGGUUAUAUUUCGUGAUGUUGUACAAGAUUUAGCCAAUCGUUUAGGACAUAACCAACACCACAGGGUGCCUGGACUGAAAGGUGAAAUACAGGAUGCAUGAUAUUGGGAGUAUUAGAAACAAUACAAAAUGCAAUUUGUCGUCUCAAUAUAAACGUCACUAUCACAAAUAAUAAUAUCAACACCAAAAAACCGCUUUAGUAACAGCAGCAGUAGCACCGGCUUCCAAAAAAUCUCACCAAUGCAAAACAAAUAAAAAUAAAAACAACAGAAAAACUCCAAAAAAAAAGCGAAACCACAUUAACGCCAUCAGUUUCACCGGCAUCAAAUAUAAUCCGCUACAAAAUACAUUUUCUAAGAAAUAUAAAUAUAAAGCAAACAUGCUUUCAUAAUAGACGAUUUUAGUAUAAACCAAAAGUCAAAUAGUGUGUGACAGCGACGAAUUGUUUAUACAUAUAUGUGUGCGAAUGUGUGUAAACUAAAAAAUUAAGCAUAGCAUAUGUAAGGAAUAUCAAAUAAGCGUGUUCAAGCAGACGAUCUCACCUACAUUCGUAAAUCAUCGAGACGCAUCUAAAUAUUCAUAGCUUGUCAUGUUAUAUUAACAAUCGUAGAGGACUACGACCGAGACGACAACCGCGAAAGAUUGCAUUAUUGUAGUGAUCCGGAAAGGACAAGUAGCAGUCAGCCAACAAAGACGCGUCUACUUCACUUAUAACUGGCAAAUUUAGCAACCCCAAAUUACAUGCAUCACAUCACAACACAUCACUUCACAUUGAUACAUACAUCUAUAUGUAGCGCGAAAUUCAAAGCUUUGCAGUGGUGUACUUGUCGACGGCAACGAAGGAAGGAAGGAAGGAGAACCCACAUUUUUUGUAUAAAACUCUACCAAAAGUAAAGAACCAAAAAAAUCGAUCAUCACGCCGACAGCACCGCAACAUACAUGAAUACUUGCAUGUACAUCAUAUGUAUUUUAUAUAAAAUGAAGAAAAAUAAUAAAAAAUAUAAAUUCCAAUAUCAUAAGCUGCAGUUAAUUAGCAUAACAACGACAACCCGUUUAGUGUAAUUUAUUUCAUACAUAGUUAAUCAGGAUAACUGUACGUUACACGCAUACAUACAAACCAGUUGAAACGAGAAAAACAUAAAAAACAAAAAUAAAAGCAAAUAACGAGUAAACAUAGCUAUACAAAAUCAAAUGAAAGUUUUAUAAAAUAUGCAGAAUAGCCAUAAUAACUCAUCAACUAAAUAUCUACAUAACACAUAAACGACUACAACAGUUCAGAUAUAAGCAAAAAAUAAUCAUGAAAACAUACAUAAAUACAUACAUACAUACUACAUACAUACAUACAUAUAUAGCGCGCCUCAUUAAAUAACCGAGAAAAUUAGCAUUUAAUCUGAAGACAUACUCGUACGUCUGUUACAUACUCGUACAUGAAAGCAUUCAUGCAUAACAUAUAUUACAAUACAUUACAAUAAGUAAAUACAAAUAGCAAAUAAACGAAGAACUUUUUAAUUAAAAUAAUUUAAAUCAUUAAGCAGUGAAUGAAUGAAAUUAAAAAUGCAAUGAGACAAGAUUAUAUCAUUAUGUAAUAGUUACGUUAGUUACGUCAAUGCGAUGUAAAUUAUCGUUAAGAAAUAGUUAGUGAAACAAAAUACAUGGUAUGCAUGUAAUUUGCGCGUUUAAAUAAGUAAUAAGUAACAUACAGACAUGGAUAUUUAUACAUACUACAUGCAUAAUACUUAAGUUCAGACUUUCUUAGGUUUGUGCAUUAACAAAAACAAUGCAAAUAUUCUAGUGAAACAAAGUCGAUAAUGAGCUACAUAUUUUUCACAGUAUAUAAACAAAACGGUGGAAAGUGUUUGCAAUUUAUGAACUACAAAUAAACUUUUCAAGUAUGAGUGAAAAUUAAGGCAGAAAUUAUAGAAAAUAAAUAAAUAACGUAAAUUACUGGAAUAAUAGUAGGAAGGCACUUUCUUAUAUAGUAUAUAUAUAUAUAUAUAUAUGUAUAUUCAUAUACCAAUUUUUAACGUAUAUUAUAACGAACCAUAGUGAGCUGGGAUAUACAUAUGUAUGUGCAUAUGUAUCUGUUAUACUUGCGGCAUUAUGCAUAGAUUACGCUCAUAUAUUUAAGUUACAUAAUAAGUUUGUAAAUACUAAAAAUCAAUAUUUCAUAUGCAAUGUACGCAAUGCGAGUAUACAUGUAAGCAUAUAUAUAUGUACAUAUUACAUGAAAAUUUGUAGUUAUAUUACCUACUUAAUGUUUCAGUUUUAAUACAGAGUCACACUUUUUCAAUGGUUACCAUAAGCUCUAAUUUUGUCGUACUUCAGUGCAACAUCCAUUACCAAAAUAUUCGUACAUUACAUAGUUUUCAAGUAUCCGUCCAAAUAAUAUGGUUCGUACACAUUAUACACACAAAUUCAUAAAUACCAAUGAUUGUGGUAGCAACCGUUAGUUAGCAAUUUCCUAUAGAUAUGUAAUUUGUAGACGAUUUGCAGUUGGGAAAUCAGAAGACACUCGCACUGCCCACUUUUUAUUGAACUACUGAUCGCAUUGUGUACAAAAUCAUAUAUGAUAAUGGUUACAUACUUACUUAUAUCGUACAACAAUCAUAUGCUGUUACCGACCAUGCGAUAAUAAAAUAAACACCCAUGACUGAGGCUUUAGUGACUUCACAAAUUACAUGCUUCUCUGUGUCCAGCUUCUGAAAUUCAUAUUUUCAUAUUUGUAGUCUAUUUUCCAAUCAAUUUGAAGUACUACAACAGAUUGGGAACUAUGCAUUUCUGUGACUUUAAGUUAAUACCGUCAGUCUGACAAAUUCAUUGUUGGUCUUUGGUCAGAAUUGAUCUUUUAAAUAUUCAAUUGUAAGUUGGGAAGCAGCAGCAAGUGAUCGUAAAUAUGUCUAUAAACAUAUAUAUAGUCCCGGGUUUUUGCGAGUUGACAGUACUUUUUACCACAGCAGAAUCAGGAGUUAUACCGCAUCAAAGUUGAAUAUUUAAGGUUAGGUAGAUACGUAGGGCUGUUAUGGGUUACUAUGUCAAUAUGGAAUAUGCCUAAUGUGGGCUCUUCAAUUCUCAAGCUGUUCUUAUUGUUCUAAGCACAUUUCACGUUAUACAAAGUAUUUGAGCCUCAAUGAACUUAAAUUCUUUAUUUGCCGCGAUUAGAGUAGAGCCGGCUAUAACCGCGUAAGCGGUGUCUACGCCAGUCAAGAAGAGUACAACAAAAUUGAUAUAAACAAAAAAAAACAUUUAUUAGUUAUGAAUCAAAUGUUAUUAUUUCUAUAAAACAAACAUAUCUUAGAGAUCACUCAAGCGUUUUUAAAUCAUAACUACUUCCCCAAUUACAUAUACAUACGUGUAAAUAUUAUAUUAAGACUCGCUGACUUAUUAUAGUAAAGUACUUGUAACUAGACUACAGAUGAAAUUACACUGCCAGAAUAAUCAAAUCAAAUCACACAAGAAGCAUAUAUUCAAUAACCACACGGGUAUGAAAUUAUAGUCCAAAUGGCAAAAUCAAGUCGCUUGUCAGUACAUUUUACACGCGAGUUGCACAUUGGCCAAAUAAAUAACCGAAAUUUAAAAGUAAUAUUAGGUAAUAUAACUACAAAUGGGAAGUCGCAUAAGAUCAACCCAUAUACUACAGCAAUAUGUGUACAUACAUACAUAUGCACAUAAAUUCGAAAAUUAAAAUAAAUUCACAACAAACACGCGGUGCUAGUAAGAUAAAUAAUAAAUUUACUAAUAAAAACAAUAAUGAUGUAAAGAUAUGAAAGAACAACAUAUGUAUAUUUAAGCAAUAGAAACGAAUUGAACAAUUGAACUAUAUCAUUAUAUUAAAUAUUGUAUAAGUAACGCUAAUAAAUUACAGAAUUACGGAAUAAUAAUGCUUAAGUAAAUAUGACUUAGGAGAAAAUAAAAUUAGUGAAUUCAAACAAUACUUCUACAUGAUAAUAACCAUUGUAUGAUAAAACUGAAAUCAUGCGUAAAUUAUAGCAUACUGUGAGUAUUAAUAAAAUUAGCAAUAGAUUUGUUCCUGAACAAAUUUUCACAUUUGUAUGCGAAAGUAAAAAUUACAAAAAAAAGGUAUAAAUUAAAAAAAAAAACGCAAAAAAUAUCUCAUAGUUUUAAACUCGAUAAAAGAAAUAAUAAUUUAUACUUACUUGUAACAGAUACAUAUUUUUUGUACAUACAUACAAAUGUAUCAAUAAAAGGAUUUGCAAUAUAUUUGAAGCUUGCAUAGAAUUCACAUUAUUGGGAGUAGUUAUUAGUUACUAGUAAAAUUAAACGUAUUCGUGACACUUUGGACGCUUUUGUACCAGAGUUCACACUCAUUUUUAACUACUUACAAUACAAGUAUAUUCGAGUUAAUUGAAUGAGGCAACAAUUUCCACAACAUUCGAACAUUUUAUGUACUUAAGAGGACAUCAUUUUCCUUACGAAACAUACGAAAAAGAGUCGAUACCGCAAAACUAGCCAUUUAUUGAGUGUGACUGCUACUCAUUAUAUAAAUUUGUAUCUUUUUUUUCAAUUACAGUUAUAUAUUUAUCAUUAAGCAACGAUUUAAUUCUCUUUUCGUUAUUGUACUAAGAAUUAUUCAGACUCGAUUAGCCAAAUAGCGGUACAAGUUAAUUAUUUAAUAUAUACACAUAUACAUACAUAAAAAUAUCUAUAAAAGCAAACAUUUUGUAAAACUUAUUGUAAUGAUCAUAACGUAGCAUAAAUCUGCGAAAAUUCGAGAAACUUUAUUUUCAAAGUUUUCAAAUCAUAUGAUUUCGAUACGUGCAUAUAAGAUGAAAUGAAAUAUAUAUACAUACACUACAAUACAUGAUAUUGGUGGACAUUUUUUAAUUUUAAAGCAUAAUAAAUUCGUCAGUCUGUAUAUGAGAUAUUAUAUUUAUCCUAAAUUUAUUAAUGUAAGUGUUCAUUUACUUCUACUUAAACUAUUAUUCACACUUAUGAACUUCUUUCUGAAAUAAUGCAAAUAUAUAUUCUUUAUUAUACAAUACUCUGCUAGUGUCUAACCAAUCCUAGUGUCUAAAUUUAAAUACCAAUAUUUGCGAUUGUACGGAUUGUUAUUCAGAAUGUUCCUUUGAUGCUAUCUACUAAUCUAAUCAGAAGUCCUUCAAGAGUGUUGAAUCGAACAAACGACUGGUAAAAUCAUAAUGGCAGGUAAUCAGUUAAGUCGCUCGGAUGAAGUUGCAGAUUACUCUCUAUAUAGUCUAUCUAUCUAGUUUCAUUACACUUAAAUCUUUGUAGAAAUUAUAGAUCACAAACAUAGCAUGUAAAGAAAUGAAUCGACGAGAACUAAUAUUUUUCAAUAUUUGCAACAAUUGGAGUCAACGAUAAUAGUAGGGUGGAGUUCUAACAAAUGGGUAUAAACUGAUGACCACUCCAUUUUCAGUGAUAGAGAGUUAUGACUUAUGCCUAGUAGACUAAAGAUAAACUACUGCAAAAGAAUUAAACUGGCAAUAGUUUUAAAAAUUUCAAUCUAUGCAAGUAUUGAGAAGGCCUUCGGCAAGCCUAAUUCAAGCCUGUGGUAUGGUGGAAUAAGUACAUAGAACGAUCUUUGUCGAUCGCAGCCUUGAACUUAUGACUAUAUAUGAAGUAGCAUUGUCCUUUGGACUUUUAAGCUGCGACUCACGUUUUGAUUUAUUCCGAUUUCUUCAUAGUUCUUAAAAUGCUUUUCCAGCAUUCGUAAAAUUCGAUUCUUCUCAUUAGAUAUUUGAAAAAUUAUAGAGUACCGACAAAAUACAUAUAUGUUUUGUAGUAAAAAAUGUGCUCUACUAUUGUUAUGCUGAAUAAAUUCUCUCCAAUUAACAAACUGGUUAUUAUGAAUUCAAAUUAACUUAUUUCAUAAGUCGCCUUUAUUAUAUCUUUAUUGUAUAUAUUGCAAUUUUUUAUAUAUUAUAACCUCAAUAUGCUCUUUUAAUUUUAAUUAAUUGCUUACUUGCUUUAGAAAAUAUUUUACUUUUUGACAUGAUAAAAUAAAAAUUAUACGAGUAUAAAUCAUGCAAUUUGAGAUCAAUAUAGGGCAAUUUAAUCCAUAACAGGGAUUAAAUUUAUUUCUCAUAUUUCCUAAGGGUUAAACUACUUUCAAGCUUCUUCAAGCAACCGAUUCUAAGGUUAUCAGAAAUAAGUAAACAUUUUGCUCAGAGGCCUUUAUUAUCUAUAUAGAAUUUAAAAAUUCAUUUAAAUUUUUAUAUAAACUGUUCGGAAAAACGUGGCCACAUUUCCUAUUUCACUUUUUGAGAAAAAUACUGACAUUUGAAGAUGUUUGAAAUACACUAAAAAUAUUUAUGACAUAGGAAAUAGUGAACAAAUCAAAUUCUUAUUUCUUUUUCUUAAGAAUUUACAUUUUGGAAAAUACUUAUUUCUGUAGAUAAAAAGUUCAGAGAAUUCCAGAACGAAUAGUUUUGAUAAGAAAGUAAUUUUAAUUUGUGUGCUUAAGCCGAAGAAGGUGCACGUGCCUUCAUUCGGAAUUUGAGAAAAUAAAAACUUUUAAAACUUUUCUAUUUUAUAAAUAGUAACUUACUUUUAAGAUUUCUGAAUAAGAUCAUUGGUAGUUUUUUUAUUAAAAGCAUUCUAGAAACGUGUAAUUCCUUAAAUAACACUAUAUACAGCAUAAGUUUCUACCUUUGAAGUAUAUUUCAACAUCAAUUUCUAAACAAAGUGAGACACUACAUGAUUAUGACAAAAUAUUUUAAUAUUUGCAAUUAAAUUUAUAAGCUAAAUUGUAUAAACUCUUGUUCUGUUGUGCAAGCUACUAAAUGCAACAUUUCAACUAAGCAAUACUAUAAUUUACGCAAAUUUCAGUGAAAAUUAAUAUGAAAAGUUUAUUUGUAAGAACUUACCAAUAUUUAAGUCCAACAGUGUAGUUCAUUAAGAGUAAAAUACUGCCACUUUUAUAUAAAUAAAACAUUUGUUCAUUUACUUAGCUAAACCAACAAUUAGACCAAUUCAAGAUUGUUAAAGCAAUAACCAUAACCAACAACAUUGUUACACAUUACUGAAACUACAAAAUAGUUAGUAACUAGGAAAUGAGUUUUGUAUAUAUUUAAGUUUUAGAAGUUUAGAAGACAAUAAUUAGAACGAAAGUUUGUCCUAUCGUAAACGCUAUGUAUUUGCACAUUUUUACAGUAACAACUAUGAAUAUUUCUAGAAUAUUAGUAUACUUUUAGGCGCAUUCGUUGAUUUAGAUUAUGCUUUGCUUAGUUGCACUAAUGCGUAUUAAUUUAGUGUUGCCUUGGUAAAGAAAUGUUUCUCUGCUACUUAUAUUGCAAAUGCAACGCUGUGCUUGAAACAAAUAAGACUAAAAGCAUAUAAUGAGCCUGUUUCAACUUUCUAAAAAUUAUUCUGAGGAAGACAUAUGGUAGAAUGUCUCUGGAUAUUCACUGCUUAAAGAAGAUUUAACUAUGUACGGCAUAACUUCAUUUGUAAGCAUAUAUCCAUGUACAAUUUCAAUUGUAGAUUGAGGUAAGAACGGCACUUAUUAGGGGAUGUGUGACUGCAGCUAUGACAUCAUUUGUUGAGUUUUACACACACUUUUCCUUAGAUACGUAAAACAUGGAGCUGGAUAACUAUAAUAUCAGAUUUUUAAGUUUUGUUUUCUCCCACAAAUUUUUGUAAAAUAACAUAUACAAUAGUGAUUCUUUCCGUUCAUUUGUUCACUUGACUGCUUUCUUCAUUAAUAUUUUUUAUUGUAGCUACGAUAAAUUAUUAAAAAUCAUAUAAUACAUGUUACAAUACAUACCGAUUUCUUAUUGUCCAUCGUCCGUCCAUCUUUAAUUUGCUGAAAUAUUUCCACAUUCACUACCAAUUUUUAAUACCAAUAGUGUUCCUUCUACUAUAUCACUUAUGAUUAAAUAAUAAAUUCAUAACAAUAAAAUAUUUGCCCUUCGUAGAUAUUUAUUUUAGUAAAGGUCGUCAUGUGCGUGCAUUCAUCCCACAUUUCUCAAACUUCUAAAUGAAUAAAGUAAAAAAAAAAACAACAUAUACAAUCGUAUGUGCUAAGCAAUAAUAUUACUCACUUAAUUUUUUCUAUCCUAUCUAAGUCACACUCCUCGCAAGCAAUAUGCACUUUUUAUUAUUAUAACAAAUCGGAUUCAAUAAUUUUUUUAUUCCUUGGAAUACUAAUAAAAUUGCCUUAUAUUCAAAAUAAUAAUAAUAAUUAUACAUUAUACUGUAAUAUAAAAGCAUUAUUGUAACUAAUGAAGAAACCCUAUUGAAAUCUUUAGCAAUAAACUGUAAUAAAUAAUUAGGAUAUAAUAUACUAUUAGCUGCAAAGUUGUAAACUUACUUAGGUCAAACAAUUGUACAAACUGUAUAUAACUAUUUUAUUUAAUAAAAUUAUUACCUAAUAUAUAAAUUAAUAGUAUAAUAUAUAAAUUAUUGCGUAUGGUAUUCAAAUAUAGCAUAAAACACACCUAGAUUCUUACAACCGAUUUUGUAACAUUAAUUUAAUUAUGUAUACUUUAUUUAGCUUUCAUUUAUCCGUAAGUCCACUUCUUUGAAUACCUAAGACAUUUAAAAAUUUUAAUAAGCUGAACAACACACUGUAUAGUAAUUGCGUAAAUAAUUUCAAAAACAAAUUCGCCAAUUGCCUUCAACUAGAAGAAUUUCGAUCUAAAACCAUAUACAAAGCAAACGCGAUAUACAUAAAAAAUAAAUAAUGAAUACAAAUGGGCAGACGAUAAAUACAGUAUGCAGAAAAUAUUAAAUCAAUAACUAAGUGAGAUCCAAACUAAAAACAGAAAACAAAAAUAAAUAUAUAAUUACAAAAAUAACUUAAACCUAUCAGUAACUAAUUGAAGCAGCGAACUACUGCACUCGGAAAUACGAACAAAAUUUACAGAAACCAAAUAUACACAUAUACAUGCAUAUAUACAAAUUGAAAUAAAUAAUAAAAGAUAGAAUGAUAGAAAUGCAAAUAAAAUAAAGAGUUUACGUAAGCAAACAAAUUAUUAGACUUUAGCAAAAACAGCAACAACCACAAAAGAGAACUGAAGUAAUUGCAGAGAUUUUAUUGCCAUAUUUGAAUUAUAUAAUAAGCGGUAAAACAAGAUAAUAUAGACUAAUAUACAUAUAUAGUAUAUAUACAAUAUACAUACAUAUACACACAUAUGCGAGUAUAUAUAGAUGACGCGAAACUUUAAAACAAAACAACUUACUCGAUUAUUUUAUCUACAAUACAUACAUGAGAAUACUUAUAAGCAAGAACAAUAAACAGAAUCAUAUGCAUACCAGUAAAAAUAAACCGUUACUUACAUAUUUAAAAGUAUCAUUAAUUGAAACUAACGAAAUAAUUAAUACAUAAUCAUGAACAGAACCAAAUUAAGUGAAACAAAAAGUGAGGAAAAGAAGUCGAUUUCAUGCGCAGGAAUUUAUAUCAAUUAUGAAUAUAGCAAGAGCGAAAAAGUAUUCAUGUAGGAAAAUACAGACAAAAAAAAACAAGCUUAGAAUAUACCGAGUGUUCUAAUUUGAGGCAAAGUGUGCAAAGGAAAAUAACGGAACAAUAUUUGACAAAAAAUGAGGGAGUACUAUAUAAAUAAUGAAAACAGCGCGAAUGCGAAAAAGACGAAUUUAAUUCCAACUAAAUAAUUUCAAAUUCAUUAUUCUUCAAUACUAUAGCUAUACACACACACAUUUUAUAUUCAGAUUCUGUUCCCCCUGAAUGCGCUUAAAAAUUUCCUUAAUUGCUCAUAUGUGCAUUUCAGCAUUUUGCAUUUACUUAAGCAAUUUCAAUUUUACAAGCUAUCCCUUGAGAUCUUGAGUACUACAGCUUCCACGGUUUUCCAAAUACCUGAAAUCUAUAUAUAAUAAAAUCGUUCAACGUUUUAAAAAACGACUUUCGAAAAGUAUAUAAACGAAUAAAGUGUAAAGUGUAAGAAAUUGAAGUGAAUUCCUGGAAAGCUCUCUAUACAUGUGAGUAGUUAUGAAUAGUUAGUAAAAGCGCGUAAGCAUAAUUCUCAAAUGCAUGUAUAUACGAGCGCCCUUCAAGAUUUUGCAGCCAAUCUCUGGUUAUGUUAGUUACUAAACAUUUUCAAAAAUUUUAAUCCAAAUGUUUUAACGGCCUCGUCAGUGAUGGCGUUUGUGUUUGAUUAAUAGUUUGAUAGAGCAAACUUAUUUCUUCAGAGUGUGGUUAGAUUUAGAGACUGACCUCGUGACAAGUUUCGCGAAAGAUCUCACUUGGACAGCUAGAGGGUACGGUCCAUUGUGAUGCCAAGAGACUCCUAAGAAUACCCUUGUAUAUUGCAGAAUCUCUUUGAGCAACAUUUUAUGAGGCGGCUAAUGUACAUACCAGUCAGUCCGUUUGGUUCGCCGAAGGUAUAGCAGUGGAGGAGAAGUCACUUGAAGAUUCCACCUCACCUUUCUUCAUACAUAAGGUAGUUUGCGUUCGUCAGUCAGUAUUUCUACCAUUGCCGCAAGGUGAACCUUCUAAAAGGAAGUAAUUCAGUUGACCUCUUGCGUUCCACACUGUCAUCAGCUCUGUGAUACUGCUCUGACCCGGCACCCCUUCCUUUAAGUGCUUACUCAAGAACUUAUUUCUAAGUUGAGAAUAUUCUACAGGCUUCGGCCAUGAUUCUGAAGAUAACAAUUUAAUUUUGAACAUUCAAGAGGAAAAUAUUAGCUGCAGUCGGGGACUAUUGGGUCACUGAAAUUUAAACAAUUUAAUUUUGAACAUUCAAGAGGAAAAUAUUAGCUGCAGUCGGGGACUAUUGGGUCACUGAAAUUUCAACUUUUUGGGGUGUAAAAUUGAAAUACUUUCAGCACAACUUGGUGCUAACGUGCCGUUUAUCAUAUUUUUUAAACAUAAACACAAUGUACAUCAAUUCAAA
This is a messenger RNA of Zeugodacus cucurbitae (melon fly), 14954 nucleotides long. It is a transcript of the gene shakB, whose product is annotated as innexin shaking-B. The coding region runs from base 3094 to 4227 and encodes 377 amino acids. Gene Ontology annotation, cellular component: plasma membrane; gap junction. NCBI's taxonomy places the organism in Eukaryota, Metazoa, Arthropoda, Insecta, Diptera, Tephritidae. The transcript has 11 exons. The record is from RefSeq and is a predicted model, not a curated record. Gene Ontology annotation, molecular function: gap junction channel activity.